AUGGCCAUCGACUUGCAGGUACUUCCUGCCGAGAUCCGUGACGUGAAUGAGACGUCGCGCUCCAAUCAGAAUACUCAGCCGCCUCACGGUGCACCUCAAAAUGGCACGAGCGGCAAGUCCGACAAGCUGCUUGGCGAGUUCAGCAAAACCAACAGCCCGAGCGGGAUGCCAUCCUUCAGCGUCGUGAACAUGUUGCGCGUACACGAGCUGCUCUGUGGGCACCUUUUCGUAAACGAUUGGUCCUGGAUGGGCUACAAGUUCACGGCGCUGGCGAGGCUGGCCCUGUGGCGCGACAGCCCGGCCCAGCUGGUGAAUGACGAGGAGAUUGACGCCUUCCUCGACGACGCGAUGCCAGACAUGCCCAAGAUUGAUAUGCCCAUACCGUCUAUUGAAAAGCUUCGUGGUGCUUUCAAGCGUGCUCGGCGUGCUGCCCCGGGCCCUGACGGCCUCCCGGUGGACGCUUGGCUGCCGUGCCAGAGGGCCAUGGACAACGUGUUCCCGCUCAUGCAGAAGAUGUUCGACGGGUCUGCUCUCAUUCCAGGACUUAACGACAGUCUGUUCGCUUUCCUCCCCAAGGGUUUGGCGGAUCCUGGGCGGUCAGAUCUGACGGACUGUAUUCGGGCACCCGGCACUACCAGACCACUUAGCCUGAAGAACCAAGACAUCAACGCGAUAGCAACAGCAAUGAACUAUCACAUGAAGGGUGUGGCAGAGUCGUCAACUGAUCCAGACCAGCAGGGAUUUAUCGCAUGUAGAAACUAUGCCAGGCACAUUCUCACUAUGGAUACGGAAGCGAGAGCCGUGCCCGUGCCGCCGUGCGUGAGGCCGCUCUGCAGGGACGCCGGCCCAAGAUGCAAGGCGGUGGAGUAUCUGCUGAAGCAGAAGGCGCCCGCCUUGCACGAGCCAUUUGGGACUGGGCACGUGGCGCACGAGCGAGCGGACGCCGACGCCACGGGGCCGGGAGGCCUGACCGCACUGCACCUCGCCUGCCGCGACAAUUCCGCGGAGGUGGUGCAGCGCUAUCGGCCCGCACCGACGCCCUCGGCCCAUUGCCGAGCAGCGGGGCGCGUCUCGAAGAGGCUGCCCGGGAUGGCCAGCCUGACGGGGCGGCUCAAGGUCGUCGAGGUGCGUGGCCCCACGGGGGCCACCACCAGGUUCGCGGUGCCGGAGCCCUGGGAGGCCAUCGGCCCGCUCGGCGCUGGCGCCUACGCCUCCGUGGCCGCCUUCCGGGCCGGCCGCGGCGAGCGCUGCGCCGUGAAGAAGGUCGAGAGGGUGCUCGGCCACCCCGUGGUGGCGCUCAGGACCCUUCGGGAAGUGAAGCUGCUGCAGCACCUCCGCCACCCGAACAUCCUCGGCCUCCACGGGCUCCACGUGGACGGCCCCGACUUCACGGACACGUACCUCUGCCUCGAGCUGAUGGACAGCGACCUGCACAAGCUGAUCCACGGGGGGCCCGCUCUGCCCAGCUGCCAGGCGAAGAGCAUCAUGUACCAGAUGAUGCUGGGCCUGCUGUGCCUCCGCACAGCGAACGUCGUACACAGGGACAUGAAGCCUGGCAACGUGCUCGUCAAGGCGAACGGUAUCGCUAAGAUCGCCGAUUUCGGACUCGCCCGCGCCAUCGACGCCGGAGAGGACGACAGCGUCGAGGAAGUCCUGACGGAGUACGUGGUGACCCGCUACUACAGGGCCCCAGAGAUCGUGCUCACGGCGACGAGCUACACCUACGCCGUGGACAUGUGGUCCGCCGGAUGCAUCCUCGGGGAAAUGCUCACGUCGAAGACGGUGUUCCGGGGCAAGGACACGCUGGAUCAGGUCAGGAAGAUCGUGGGCGUCAUCGGUAGCCAGCCCACAGAAGAGAUGGAUUGGAUCCCGAGGGCGAGCCCAUCCUGGAAAUUCGUCCAGGAGUGCAACAGCAAGUCCACCAGCGAGGCCUUCCAGAAGGUUCUGCACACCCUCGGCUUGGAGACCGACGCCGCGGACCUGCUCGUGCAGACCCUGCGGUUCAGCCCAUCCAGGAGGAUCCAGGUCGAGGACGCCGUGUUGCACCCCUACCUCGAGUCCUUCAGCGCGGACACCGACCCCAACGUCGUGGCGGCCCUCGACGUGCCGCCGAUGGACUGGGACUUCGAUGGGGACCUCUGCUUCGACGCGCAUGGGAAACCGAGGCCCUACGACGCGGGGCGCUUCCGGCGCGCGCUGCUGGACUGCUGCGGCGCGGGCGCUCCGCUUGCCGCGGGGCCCCGCUCGGCUGCAGCGCCUGCCACGGCGGCUGCGGCGGCGGGCUCGGCCAAGCUGGGCAUUUCAGCGGCGAAGGACCUCGAGAGCCCGGGGGCGGCGAUAGUCCGUGACGCGAGGCGCCGUUGGGGGGGCAAGUAG
Molecule: messenger RNA, 2376 nt
Organism: Prorocentrum cordatum
Lineage: Eukaryota; Dinophyceae; Prorocentrales; Prorocentraceae
Source: the annotation of a GenBank genome assembly